AUCUGCUCUUUAUGAAGUUUGAAAAUUAUCUUCUAUGCGCUUUUCCCAAAAAAAAAGAAAAAAAAAAAAAAAAGAAGAAGAAAAGAAUUAGCAUCUCUGCGAAGUCAGUUGUUCAUGGCCUGCAGCAUUCCUUAUCUCCCUCUCAAAAUCCGCUUUUCGAUCUCCUCUCGCUGCUCUUCAACAGCUUCAGUCCCUUUCCUCAAGACAUCUACGGCGACGUUUUCCUGUCGUUCUCAUCUCAGCUCGACAAAAUCCAUUCCUUCAGCGUCCUUAUCAACCACUGCUAGCUUCACCUGGAAUGACGUCAUUCGAAUUUCUCAACCGGAAAGCGCUCCGGACGAUCCUUCCGAUCUCAAACCCUACUUCGACAAGAUUCAAGCCUGUAAUCGCGGAUCAGAAUUUCAAUCCGAGUUCCUUCCAUUUAUAAUUGAGAAUCAAAUUGUCGGUUAUAUCCACAAUGGAUUUGCUGAGCAUUUGAGGAGGUUCAGGAAUGUGUUUAUUUUCUCAGAAGAUAACCAGGUGACCUUGCAUUCGUCUCUUAAGACAUCAGAGGAUAGAACUAGAGCAGUAGGAGAAGUAAUCAAGAGCUUGGGGGAGAAACUGAUUCCAGGUAUACGGAACGAGCUUUAUCCUGUAACUUCGUCCUUUGGUGCACCGACAUUUUUCUCGCUAGAACGUGCAGCUGCUCCUUACUUUGGAAUAAAGGUUUAUGGAGUUCAAAUGAAUGGUUAUGUUGAGAAAGAUGGCCAGAAAUUUUUGUGGAUAGGGAAGAGAAGUCAACUGAAACCCACGUAUCCAGGGAUGCUCGAUCAGCUAGUUGCUGGAGGACUGCCACAUGGGAUUGCGUGUGGUGAGAAUCUUGUGAAAGAAUGCGAAGAGGAAGCUGGGAUACCCAGAUCCAUUUCUAGUAGUGCAAUAGCAGUUGGUGCAGUGUCAUACAUGGACAUUGAUGAGUAUAGGUACAAGCGGGAUGUUUUAUUUUGUUAUGAUUUAAAACUCCCUGAAAGUUUUAUACCUUGGAAUGAAGAUGGAGAGGUGGAGAGCUUCAAGUUGAUCCCUGUGCCACUGGUUGCAAAUGUUAUUCGAAGGACAGAUUUAUUCAAAUCAAAUUGCACUCUCGUCAUCAUUGAUUUCUUGUUUCGACAUGGGUAUAUUAAACCUGAAUGUUUUGGAUACUUGGAUCUGCUUCGUCGUUUGAGAAGUGGAGACUGUUCGUAGUAACACCAAUUACUUGAAUUACCAACACCCAAACGAAAACUUCUUUUAUAAUGUAAUUCAAACUAAUCAAGGAGCUUACGAUCCAUUUUAAUGUACUACUUAUGAGUUGACGACCA
Ziziphus jujuba (common jujube) is the source of this 1334-nucleotide messenger RNA. Its product is annotated as nudix hydrolase 20, chloroplastic. The coding region runs from base 115 to 1218 and encodes 367 amino acids. Gene Ontology annotation, molecular function: 8-oxo-dGDP phosphatase activity. Lineage: Eukaryota; Viridiplantae; Streptophyta; Magnoliopsida; Rosales; Rhamnaceae. The record is from RefSeq and is a predicted model, not a curated record. The transcript has 9 exons.